Molecule: messenger RNA, 6850 nt
Organism: Cyclopterus lumpus (lumpfish)
Lineage: Eukaryota; Metazoa; Chordata; Actinopteri; Perciformes; Cyclopteridae
Product: pleckstrin homology domain-containing family A member 5-like
Exons: 29
Coding region: 10-4491 (1493 amino acids)
Cellular component (GO): cytosol
Molecular function (GO): phosphatidylinositol-3,5-bisphosphate binding; phosphatidylinositol-5-phosphate binding; protein binding
Source: RefSeq, a predicted model, not a curated record
CAGCUAGACAUGGCGGCGGAUCCUAAGCCGGACUGGCUCUCCUGCCUCCCCUCUUCUUGGAGUUAUGGCGUAACUCGGGAUGGACGCAUAUUCUUCAUCAACGAAGAAGCAAAGAGCACAACCUGGUUGCAUCCUGUUACCGGAGAGGCUGUAAUCACGGGGCACAGGACAACUCCAGAUUUACCAACAGGAUGGGAGGAAGGAUACACAUUUGAGGGCGCUCGCUGCUUCAUCAAUCACAAUGAGAGAAAGGUGACCUGUAAGCACCCGGUGUCAGGCGUCCCCUCCCAAGACAACUGCAUCUUUGUCGUAAAUGAACAGCCGGCUCCUCAGGCUUCGUCAGAGCAGAGCAGCAGCAGUGACAAGAAGGAGCGGCCCAUGAGCACCAUGAGCGAGGCGUCAAACUACACGGGUGGCUCCGACUACAGCACCUUCCCUGGCAGCCCGGCCACCACUGUCACUACUGCCACCACCACCACCUCAACUUCAUCCACACGGCCAUCUAGAUGUUCCAAAAAAAUUCACAACUUUGGGAAGAGAUCAAACUCCAUCAAGAGGAACCCCAAUGCCCCGAUGGUCAGGAGCAACUGGCUUUACAAACAGGACAGCACAGGCAUGAAACUCUGGAAGAAGAGGUGGUUCGUUCUGUCUGACAUGUGUCUCUUCUACUACCGCGACGACAAAGAGGAUAACAUCCUGGGAAGCAUCCUGCUGCCAAGCUUUCACAUCUCCAUGUUGUCAGUGGAUGACCACAUCAGCAGGAAAUACGCCUUCAAGGCCACUCACCCCAACAUGCGGACGUAUUAUUUCUGCACUGACACGGCCAAAGAGAUGGAGUCCUGGAUGAAAGUCAUGACGGAUGCUGCUCUAGUCCACACUGAACCAGUCAGAAGACUGGACAAGUUAAAAGUGGAUCAGCGAACACCUCAGGAGUUGAACAACUUACUAAACCACAGAGUCCUAACCCGGCCCGAGAUCCAGAACAAUGAGCGCAACCGUGAGCCUAUGCGACAACACUCCUUACCUCGAGUCAAUGACAAACGGCAAAAAGACCCAGAGAAACAUGCCGACCAAAGAGAGCGUGAGUACUACACCUUACAGAGAGACGGCGAAAGGUACUCCCUAAAGAAAGACGGCGUGAGCUACAUGCUUCAGACGGAUGGAGAUAGGUAUCUCCUCCACAAAGACGGAGAAAGGUACAUGCUGCGAAAAGACGGGGGGAAAUCCUUUCUGCAGAAAGAAGGAGAGGCGUACGCAAUCCACAAGGAUCUAGAGAAGUAUGCUGUUCAGAACGUGGACGGAAAGUGCAGUGUGACGCCAACAGAGGAGAAAUACGCUCCAACUAAAGAUGGAGAGAAGUACCUGCUGAAGAAGGGUGGAGAAAAAUAUGCACUGCAAACAAUAGGAGACAGGCACACACUCCAGAAUGAAGCACAUAAAUACAUUCCCCAGAAAGAGGUGAAGAGACAGCUGUCAUUAAAGGAGACGGAGCGGUACGGCAUAAUGAGGGAGACAGACAAUAAAUAUGGUACCAUACAAGUUGUGGAUAAAUACGGCACUCUAAGGGCAGUGAAGAAAUACAGUACACUCCGAGAAGGGGAUAAAUAUGCUACCCUCAGAGAUGCAGGGAAGUAUGCUACAGUUCGUGGGGAGAAGUAUGGCUUCCAGAGAGACCCGAGUGCAGAGAGGUCUCUGACUAAAAUCAGCAGUAUCAAGCUGCAGCCAGCUCAGGCCGCCGCUAUCGCCGCCGCAGUGUCGGCAUCUCGCCAGGGCCAGGCCAACCUCAAUGUCCAAAGUCCUGCACAGGUCAACGGCUCGGGGUCCACGGCGGGUGACUGCAGCCCGGCAGAGGUGGACAGCAGUCUGGCUUUGGGUCCAGGAAAGUCCCCUGCUUCAGUCCAGGAGCCAGAGAGAGGCCUGUCCAGAACUAACUCCAUGCAGCAGCUGGAACACUGGGUCCGCACACACAGGACAAGAGGACUGGACGAUGACGCCAGGAGUGUAACGUCCUACCAGACCUUACCCAGGAACAUGCCCAGCCACCGUGCUCAGAUCGUGCCCCGUUAUCCAGAGGGAUAUCGCACGCUGCCCCGCAACAGUAUGAUGAGGCCCGACAGCAUCUGCAGCGUGGCGGGCUCUAUGUACGACCGGGCUCUCUGUCCCGCCUCCACCUCCACCAUCACCACAGCGGAGAAGAGGAAGUCGAUGAGGGACGACACCAUGUGGCAGCUCUACGAGUGGCAGCAGAGGCAGGCCUUUUCAAGGCAAAAUCUGGCUCAGCCAACAGCUGUGGGACAUUAUGGUACCCUGCCCAGCACAAAGACCAUGGGUAACAUAUCUGAACACGCCGUGGCACACUCCAUCCCCAGCUCGCCAUCUCACGGCUCCCUGGCUCUCUACAGCACCUUCUCCCCUCCUCGCCAGCAGGUCGCUCACAACCCCAACAGCUCCCGCUCCGAGGUGUCUUCUCCCAUCUUCAGGGGGGACGUGACGCAGGACCACUGGCUCAGGACGCAACUCACUAAGUCUCAUCCCCCUCCCCCACAGUACAGCUACCAACCUGACCGACGAUCCAUCGCAAUCGGGGUCCCUCCACAGUCCAUCACCCCACAGUCCCUGCAAGGCAAGAUGCCCGAGGAGCUGACUCUGCUCCUGAUCAAGCUCCGCCGGCAGCAGGCGGAGCUCACCAGCCUCCGGGAACACACAGUAGCUCAGCUCAUGGCCCUGGGUUUGGAGGGGCCCAACGCUAAGACCAGUCCAGAUGACUUCAAAGACAGCUCCUUCAUUCAGUGCACAGAGGAGCCUGACAUAGACACUAAGCUGAGCAGACUGUGUGAGCAGGACCAGGCAGUGAGGAUGCAGGAGGAGAAACUGCAGCAGCUACACAGAGAGAAGCACACUCUUGAGACGGCCCUGCUGUCUGCCAGUCAGGAGCUGAGUGAACAGAGCAGCUCCAAUGCUGCAGCCACACAGAGUCUGGUCCAGCAGAGAGACGUGCUGCAGAACGGCCUACUCAGCACCUGCAGAGAGCUGUCCAGAGUCUCCACUGAGUUGGAGCGUUCCUGGAGGGAGUACGACAGGAUGGGGGCAGAUGUCACUCUGGCCAAGUCCAACCUGCUGGAGCAGCUGGAGGCCCUGGGCAGCCCACAGACAGAACCUCCUAGCCAGCGGCACAUCCAGAUCCAGAAGGAGCUUUGGAGGAUCCAGGACGUGAUGGAGGCUCUGGACAAAAAUAAGCCACAGCGGAGCACAGACAGCAGUUUACCUGGCUCCAAACCGCUCUCCAGUCUACAGAAGAAUGAGGAGGGCGACAGCGUGCCCCCCCGCCCGCCCCUCCCCCAGUACUACGACUCAUCAGAGCGCCCCCCUCACGUGCCCCCCCACCAAUCACACCCCGGCGGCCGCCUGCCCCCCCACAUGCACCGCCCCGAGGAUCGCAAGGCCGGUGCCAGGAACGGAGUGCACAGCCAAGCUCCAGACUACCGGCUGUAUAAGAGCGAGCCUGAGCUGACCACGGUGAAGGAGGAAGGAGAUGAGGCCAACAGUGAAGACAAGGACAAGCCAGAGAGCUCUGCUGAGAGUAAGGACACUUCAGCUUCAAAAGUGCCUCUCUACCCAGUGGGCAUAAUUUCUCCGAGGACCAAAUCUCCCAUGAGCCCCCCAGAGUCCUCCACCAUUGCCUCCUAUGUCACCCUGAGGAAGACCAAGAAGCCUGAAUCCAGAUCUGACCGACCGAGGAGUGCAGUGGAUCAGACAGGGUUUGGGGAGAGAGAGGUGGGUAGAACGAGAAUGAGUGUGGAGGAGCAGUUGGAGAGGAUAAGGAGGAACCAGCAGGCCUCCUCGCUCCGAGAGAAGAAGAGAGAAACCCCAUCCCGCUCGCCCUCCUUUAGCAAAGACAACCCUUUAAAUAUCCACCAGAGCCGGGUCCAGGCAGAGGGGGCCUGUGCAGACCCUGUGGAGCUGGAGGCAGCUCUGCAGCAGCUGGAGGUGGCUCACAUGGAGCAGAACAGGGCGGCUGCUGAGGCUGUAGAGACUCACACAGAACGUGCACCUCAGGAGGUGCAGAGAGUGGAGGAGGUGCAGCGUGAAAGGGACGUGACCCUGCAGAGUGUGAGGGAGCCGCAGGCUGAAGCCAACAGCACAGACCAUGAGCUGUGUGAAAGCCAGAGGGUGGUGAUUCUGGACCUGGGCACACAGCCUCAGCAUGUGGAGAUUAUAAACCUUCAGCCUUUUGAGGAUGAAGAAAGCAGAGAGCAAGAUCUGACCAGCUCGCCCACAAACACCACCACUGAAAACAGCUUCCGGACUCCAGAGCCCGAAACACCAAGCCCAGAGCCAAGGGACGAGGAACCAGACGCAACGCAACAAACCACCAGAGAGGAGAGGCUGGAUUCUUCCAACCAGCUGACCACAGACGACAAGAAAACUAACAACAACAACAACAACAUGUUGGCUUCACAGACAUUCACCCUGGUGAGCAGUGACACGUGAGCGACGCCAGCCUCGACAUCCACACUGGCAUCCCGUAAAGCCUAAAUGUAGCCUGCCUGCACAGAGCAUGGGCCACGGCUUUCUGCCUUUACAACAGGACUACUUUGAUACUACUGGUACAUGCCCACAAAGAGACUGAGACUGAGAGGAUGACAGCCCUGCUAACGGACUCCACACAGAAGGGCCGUCAUCACUUCCAGACAGAAAGAAAGGCAGAUUAACUUUAACUUUAGCACCUGCUAGAUCUUUCCAUACUGAUAUGUCCCUGAGCAAAACACUAAUUCUAUGGAGUCAAAUUUGGUAGUUGUCUGUUGCACUGGUCAUCUUAUCAGAAAAGCUCAACUUCUUUAAAAAAAGAUUGUUUUUAACAUUUGUAUUAUCUGUUUGUCCUGUAGAGGGGGUCACUAAUCUUUCUGAGACUGAGAGCUACUUGAAGGGUAGGGAGCGAGAUGGAGGGCUCUUUUUCACAUUUGUCAAUGUGUUUCCACCGUGGCAUUUUUGCCAGCUGAACAUGCCAUCCGCUCUUCUCACAAUCCCCAGCUGGGAGCGUUUCAGAAGCAAGAGUUUUUUCAACUGAGGGCUUUGGUUGCAUCUGGUUGAGGUAAAAAUGUCAGCACAAGGUAGAGCACUUGCUCUGGAUGAAGGGAAGGCUGAAGAACGUAUGGGAGAGAAGACAAGAUGUUGUGGGUGAGGAAACAUCUAGUAUAGUAUAGAUAUAUAAUAUUGAGUACCCUUGCUUGGUUGAAACACUGAAGUUGUAAUGAGCCCGGUACACAAAAACCACAGACAUACGUUAGUGGUAUUUGCCCCGCCUUUCCUCCUCUGUUUGGAUGGUUUGGUCAAGUGACAGGGAAUUGUAUCCAAAAGGUAAAAGGUUUGUAUCUAUCAAUUGGGCAAAGAAAAAAAAAAGAAUAGAUCAUCCCGUCAGUGGAAACGAUUUGACUGAAACACUUUAGUGGCGACUUUUUUAAAUGAUUGGCUCCCCACGGGCAUAGCAGCUGGAUUGAUUCAAAUAGCUGUGGCAGACAAGCGUGAGAUGGACAAUUGGAAAACACGUCUAAAUACCAGUGAGAACACAUUUAAAGCUCCAGCAACCCAGGUCCAAACUUACAUUCCCAUCCAGAAAGGGAUACAUACUCUGUGUCUGUGCGCAUACAUUUCUUACUGGAACAAUUCACACCAAUGCCUCACCACAACACUGCAUUUCAAUCGUGACACGAUUAAUUGUACAAAUAGAGAUUACACUUUUUUUUUUUAAAGUGAAGUGUUAGUUUUCUGUUUUUCUUUCUUUCCCUUCUUGUGUUGUUGUUGAUUGGCCAUACUUUUAUUGCUAUAAAGAUACAAAAUCAAACCUUUUCAUAAUCGUGACUGUAUGUACGACUUAUUUUGGGGGUAAUAAAGCUCCAUAGAUUUGUGUUGCCAACCACAUACACACAUUCAUACACAGAACAUUUGAUACCUUACUAAGUAUUAGUCAUCUUAACAUAAUAAUUCUUAGACUAUUGUACUGAUCUGGAGGAGGGGAUAUUUGUACUGUUUCCGAGUUGUUGGAGGUGAGUGUACAGCUUGAGAAGUCUCACCGCAGAUGGGCUAAGCACCCAAUCUCAACACACAUGCAAUUCAAUUCAAUUUCAAUUCAGUUUAUUUUGUAUAGCCCGAUAUCACAAAUUACAAAUUUGCCUCAGAGGGCUUUACAAUGCAGUGCUUUACUUUAACUCCAAAGUGACCACAGAUGCUCUUGGAUUUUAACCUGCUCUGAUUUUGAUUAUUUGAGUCAUUUGAGACUCCCUUAUCACUAUAUUUUCAUUUUGCACCUGCAACAUAACAUAUUGUCCUUCAUUGGAUAUACACAUAUAAAUAUAUAAAAAGUACAUAUAUGAACAUAAAGCAGAUUUUUACUUUUACAACAAGGUGCCACUUCAUGCUGCUGAUUUUUUUGGACAGAGAUAAGUAUUUAGCAGAAGUUGUGAUUAUUAAUGAAGGCCGUCUGAAUCUCCUGAAGUCUGUUGACGACACAUACAGUAUGUGAAUGUCUUGGAUUUCCAGUCUGCUUUUUCCGUUAUGUCUCUUACUGUUUUUCUCUUUCAUUACUUAUAUACAUGACACAGAUCAGAUAUUUUGCGUUUGAUUCUGUCAUAGGUGGUGAAGAAUUGGGGAAUAGCACAUGUAAGAAGCAAUAAGUUGGACUAUGGAGCUCCAGGACAUAAAAUAAAUUUAAAAUAGAUGUAUAAAAUGUAAAAAAAAAAAAUUACAAUAAAACAAGAUAGCAUAAUUUAUCUACACACUAAAAAGAAGAAGAGUGAAUAUUAUAACUAUAAGAGGUAUUAAUAUUAUUAGGGUCAAUAUGCAAAAGGUUCAU